Messenger RNA from Carlito syrichta (Philippine tarsier), 572 nucleotides. RefSeq names its product serine/threonine-protein kinase Nek1-like. The record is from RefSeq and is a predicted model, not a curated record. The transcript has 3 exons. Lineage: Eukaryota; Metazoa; Chordata; Mammalia; Primates; Tarsiidae. The annotation marks the transcript as partial.
GUUAUUUCUUUGUGUUUUUUCCUGUGGAAGAUACCGUGGGAGAGGCCAUUAAAUUGGAUCCUGGGAGCUCCCCAAGAAGAGCCUGGGGGAAGAGCCCGACAGAGUCUGUGCUCAGGAUCCUUGGAGAAGCUCAGCUACAACUUCAGACAGAGCUGUUGGAAAACACAGCCACAGGAAGUGAGAUUUCUCCUGAAAGGGAAAGAUACAAAUCCUUAGUUACUGGAGAACAAAAAGUACAAUGUAUUUCACUUGAAAUAGACCCAUCAGCUACUGUUGAUUCUCCUGCUGAGACAAAAAGUCCAGAGUCUAGUGCAGUAUCAUCGCCACAGAUGUCAUUGAGAUCAGAAGGAAAUUUGGAAGAGCCCGCUGACUUGGAGACAGAAGCUCUUCAGGAGCCAAGGGAAGCAAGCAAAGACGACAGCCAGCCACACCCCGUCCAUGACAUGUGGGUCACCGUGGAGCCAAACGCAAGGGAUACCAAGUAUGUCAUGUCUCAACCUGACACCUUAAACCCCGGAGCUGUUUGCAAAAAUAGUGCUGUAAUAGCCCAAUAUUGCAAUGUAAUAUCUUGA